AUGAAUUGUAAUUUCCCUUCCUCUUCCUUCUUCUCCUUCAUCAAUCCUCACCUGGAGGACAAUGAGUCAGACAGUUACAGGGACACCUCCAUCACCGACCUGGCAUAUUUUUACGACCAGUCUCUCAGAACUGACCUUGAUUCCGACGUGAAUAUGGAGUCAGCCUGCCUGCCAAACAAAUACCCACCGAAUGAUUUGUACCACGUCACGUCGGCGAACACUGCAAAUUCAAAUCUCUACGAACCAAACUUCAUCGAGAUGAACAAUUGUUACGCCAGCAUGUUGGAUUACUGCAACGCCAACACUAGCAACCACAACAACAACACUAGCAACCACAACAACAACACUAGCAACCACAACAACAACAAGAGCAGCAACAACAACAGCAGUAACAACUACGACGACGACGAUGACGAUGAAGAUGAUAACGACGAUAAUGAAAUAAAUGAGCCAUACAAAGAACAACAUUUACAGCCUGUUGAUUCACUUUUUUAUAACUAUCAAGGUGAUGCAAAAUCUCUUUAUUCACUGCAAGCCAACCUUCUGCCGCCCUCACAUCAUCUUCAACAACAACAACAACAUCAGCAACAACAGCAACAGCAACAACAUCAGCAACAACUGAAUCAUCAUCAUAAUCAUCUUCUUCUUCAUCCUCAUCACCAGACUCUGCACGCGCAACUCAAUGACGUCAGUUUUUCAUCGGACCACCCGAAAGAUGGCUCCGUUGAUGAUGAUUGUCGUGAGUGCACAAAAUUGGUUGAAAGAUCAAUGGACUGCCCACCACCGCCCGCCGUGUGCCCCAUAACAUCGUGCACAUAUUCAGCUGCCUUCCCCGCUAACAAGUGGGUCAAAACAGUGGUCGAAUGCGAAGGGAGCGGCGGUUUGUUUGGUGAAUUGAAGUGGGUGCCAGUUAGCGAGCAUAAACAUAGCGACCAACAGUUGAACAUGUAUCCAGACAGUUAUUCGAACUUUAUGAUGGGUUUGAGUCAAGCCCAGGUCGGCCUACAGCCGUCCAGUGCCCCAAUGCUCGAUCCUCAUGGAUGCAUGGCGCUCCAGUUUAAUAACCAUUCCAUUCCGUCCGGCAUUCAGUAUUCUGGAGCAUAUGACUCAGUUAGGAAAUCGAGCGAUGUGUUAGCAGAACAACUGCAGCAACAGCAAUUGCAGCAACAAUUGCAACUCAUUCAACAGCAGAACAAAAUACAACAACAUCCAACAAAUUAUCUUUCCUACGUUGACAACCCACUGACUUAUCAAAUUCUCAUGGAGCAGCAGCAGCAACAACAACAGCAACAACAAUUUCAACAACAGCUGCUGCUAAUGCAACAGAUGAAUCCAUAUUUUCAGCAACAACAGCAGUCACCUCCGACUGACACCAUUCGUCAGUUUGUAAAAAAUGCUUCAAUAAACCAAUUCAUCCAAUGUAUGGAGAGCCAACAACAGCAGCAGCCGUGGAACAUGGAUCCUCUCGCAUUUUCUUUGUGUCGCAAGAAGCCGCCCAUCGCUGAAACUCCAAUGUGUCCAGAACUGAAAGACAUCCUGGCCUAUCGAUACAAGUUGCACGAACUCAAUUCUUGA
Helobdella robusta is the source of this 1575-nucleotide messenger RNA. RefSeq lists its product as hypothetical. The transcript has 2 exons. The record is from RefSeq and is a predicted model, not a curated record. NCBI's taxonomy places the organism in Eukaryota, Metazoa, Annelida, Clitellata, Rhynchobdellida, Glossiphoniidae. The coding region runs from base 1 to 1575 and encodes 524 amino acids.